AUGCCCUCCAGGACCAGCGGCGCCAAGAAGUCGCGCCCGGCUCAUACCGAGGAGCUGGAAGUCGUCUCUCUUGCAUCGCAGUCAGAGGCUAGCAGCGACGAUGAAGGCUCUAGCGAAGGCGACGAUGCCUCUGAUUCGGAUGCCUUGGACAGCGAUGCCCCUCGAAAGAAGCGCAAGGUGAGCGUUGAGAUCGAGGUGGAGCCAGAGGACGAUGAGCCAUACGAGACCUCUGUGAUCUCCUCGAUACAGGCUCCGUCGCGCAUUGGAAAGAAACGUGCCCCGGCUGCUCCAGAAGCUUCGCAGCCAGUGAAACCCAUGGCUAUGAAUAUACCAACAGCAACAUCUGUGCCAGUAGACCCAAAAGUCACUUUCGAAUCCUUGAGCCUGCGGCCAUGGCUGGUUCAGUCGCUUUCCAAUAUGGCCAUCAAGCGGCCUACGGGCAUUCAGAAAGCAUGUAUUCCUGAAAUCUUAGCAGGAAGGGAUUGCAUCGGAGGAAGUCGUACUGGUUCAGGAAAGACAGUCGCGUUUGCCGCCCCUAUCUUGCAGAAAUUGGCCGAGGAUCCAAGUGCCAUCUUUGCAGUGAUCUUGACAGCAACCAGCAGAGAGCUUGCCCUCCAAAUCAUGGAGCAAGUCAAGGCCAUUUCGUCUGCACAGACCGUAAAGGCCAUCUUAGUCACAGGUGGUGCUGAUAUGAGAGCACAGGCAAUCGCAAUCGCUCAGCGCCCGCACGUCAUUGUUGCGACGCCGGGGCGCCUCGCAGAUCAUAUCCGUAGCUCUGGCGAAGACACAUGGUGUGGCCUUCGAAGAGUCAAGUUCUUGGUGCUCGAUGAAGCCGAUAGAUUAUUGUCAGAGGGUCCGGGCUCGAUGCUGCCUGAUAUCGAACAAUGUUUACGUGUGCUGCCUCCCGCUUCAGAGAGGCAGACUCUGCUCUUCACCGCAACCAUGACUCCCGAAGUGCGGGCCUUGGAGAACCUUCCCCGGAAACCAGGCAAACCGGCGCCUUUCCUAUGUGAAGUUGACACGCAAGUGCUUGCUAUUCCUGCCACAUUGAACCAAAUGUACCUUCAGGUGCCCGUCACGCACAAGGAGCAUUACCUUCAUGAACUGCUCCUCACUGACGCGAACGCGGAAAAGUCCAUUAUUCUGUUUUGCAAUCGGACGAGCACUGCAGAAUACCUGCAUCAUUUGCUACGACUCUUGGACCAUAGGGUGACAUCACUUCACUCCAAGCUGCCACAGCGCCAGAGGAUAGACAACCUGGGGAGAUUCAGGGCUUCAGCAGCGCGUAUCCUGGUGGCUACAGAUGUGGCCGCUAGAGGUCUCGACAUCCCAGAGGUCUCGUUGGUUAUCAAUUACGAUCUGCCCAGAGAGCCAGAUGACUACAUCCACAGAGUUGGUCGUACCGCUCGUGCCGGACGCAAGGGUGACGCGGUGAGCUUUGUUGGCCAACGUGACGUUGACCUUGUCCAUGCUAUUGAGACCAGAGUUGGUCGCGAUCUGGUGGCCUGGGAGGAGGAGGGUGUCAACCUAGAGACCAGAGUAGUCAGAGAUGCGCUCAAGCUCGUCAGCGAGAAGAAGAGGGAGGCACUUCUGGAAAUCGAGGAGAACAAGGAGGUUGGCGGAAAGAGGAAAAGGGGUAUGCAGAAACUCCGUGCAGAGUGA
Messenger RNA from Pestalotiopsis fici W106-1, 1662 nucleotides. RefSeq names its product ATP-dependent RNA helicase DBP8. Gene Ontology annotation, molecular function: ATP binding; RNA helicase activity; nucleic acid binding. The coding region runs from base 1 to 1662 and encodes 553 amino acids. The transcript is spliced from 3 exons. Lineage: Eukaryota; Fungi; Ascomycota; Sordariomycetes; Amphisphaeriales; Sporocadaceae. The record is from RefSeq and is a predicted model, not a curated record.